This is a messenger RNA of Hibiscus syriacus, 3684 nucleotides long. RefSeq names its product RNA-dependent RNA polymerase 1-like. NCBI's taxonomy places the organism in Eukaryota, Viridiplantae, Streptophyta, Magnoliopsida, Malvales, Malvaceae. Gene Ontology annotation, cellular component: nuclear RNA-directed RNA polymerase complex. Gene Ontology annotation, biological process: siRNA processing. The record is from RefSeq and is a predicted model, not a curated record. Gene Ontology annotation, molecular function: nucleic acid binding; RNA-directed RNA polymerase activity.
CACUUGGUCUUCCUUCCAUUGCUAUUUAUAACCAGAUAUAUUGACUAAAAGAGUUGACGAUCAAUGGAGUUUGGAGUCUUUAUUUACUCUCCCAGUGAUCAAUGGAGUUUGGGUUUAUUUAUGUUAUCUGAUCUCUCUUCUUCUUCUCUCUGUUAAUUGUAUGUUUUAGAGUGGUAAGAGCUUAGAGUGAACUGAGACUAUGGGUAAGAGCAGGACAAUUCAAGUUUCUGGGUUUCUUUCAGACGUGUCCGUGGAAGAAGUGAGGAAAUUUUUGGAGAGAUAUACAGGCAAAAAAACUGUUUAUGCCCUUAAGAUAAGGCAGCAAAAGAAGGGUGGGAGAGCAUAUGCUGUUGUGCAAUUUACCAAACGUGCUGAUGCGAAACUGAUCGUAAGGUUGGCUAAUCAGAGGCUAUACUAUGGGACUUCGUAUCUUAAGGCUUGGGAAAUGGAGACCGAUAUCGUGCCGAAGCCGAGAACGUUUUUGCACACGAUGGAACAUGUCAAAGUGAAGUUUGGCUGUCAGGUCUCGAAAGAAAAAGUUUAUGUUCUCUGGAGAGCGGAUGAUGUUACAGUGAAUUUUGGUCUAGCAAUGAGGAAAUUGCAAUUUCUGUUGUCGCAUGGUCGCUUGCCAUACAAGCUUGAGCUUUUCUAUGAGAACAUCUGGCAGAUUGAGCUGCAUCAUGCGUGCAAUCAAACCUCAAGUUAUCUUCUGAUUCAGUUAUUUGGUGCUCCACGGAUAUAUGAGAAAGAAGUGCGCUAUUCAGGACGUGUGUUUGAUGAUCCCUUGCUUAACUACUUCAUGGAUGUGCCUGAUGAUCAAUGGGUGAGGACAACUGAUUUCACGCCAUCGUACUGUAUCGGGCAGUCUUCUGUGUUAUGUUUGGAGCUUCCUCGCAACCUCCAACUUCCAAAUUUUCAGGAAAACUUCGCUUAUUACAAAGAAAACGAUGGCAGAUUGGUUUUCGAAAGUGGUUCUUCUUAUUCCUGUAACCGUACUCUUGUCCCAAUUGUACACCCUAUGCAGGGAGUUGACUUGCCAUUUGAAAUACUGUUCAAGGUUAAUUUGUUGGUGCAAAAUGGGUGCAUACCAGGACCAGCUCUUGAUGAUAAUUUUUAUCGAUUGGUUGAUGCUUCGAGAAUUGACAAAGUUUACAUAGACCAUGCAUUGGAGAAACUUAAUCAUCUAAAAGAAUGCUGCUAUGAGCCUUCGAGGUGGCUCUUUAAGGAGUACAAAGUUUACACCAGUUCUAAGAAACAUCCGGUAUCGCCUGCUAUAUCAUUAGAUGCUGGCUUGGUGUAUGUAAGAAGGGUUCAGAUAACACCUUCUAGAGUCUACUUUUGUGGUCCUGAGAUUAAUGUUUCUAAUCGCGUGCUACGCCAAUUCCGUAGAUAUGAUAAUUUUCUUCGCGUCACUUUUGUUGAUGAAGAGUUGGAGAAGAUCCAUUCAACAAACGUGCAAGCAAAGGAUAGGAGAACUGAUAUAUAUGAAAGGAUUCUUUCUACUCUUCAAAAUGGGAUAAUUGUUGGGGACAAGAGAUUUGAAUUUCUUGCCUCAUCGAGUCAAUUGCGCGAAAAUUCUGCCUGGAUGUUUGCUUCGAGAAAGGGGCUCACUGCUGCUGAUAUAAGGUCAUGGAUGGGAGAUUUUAGUGAAAUAAGAAAUGUGGCAAAAUAUGCUGCUAGACUGGGCCAAUCUUUCAGUUCAUCGACCGAAACCCUUAGCGUUGCGAAAGAUGAAAUCAUCCCUAUUGCAGAUAUAGAAAUCGUGAAGGGUGGAAAUAAAUGUCUUUUCUGAUGGAAUUGGAAAAUAUCAGCUGAAUUUGCUAAGAAGGUGGCCGCUAAAUGCCGCUUGAAUGGUCACACUCCAUCGGCCUUUCAGAUUCGGAUUGGCGGAUUCAAAGGUGUUGUGGCUGUUGACCCCACCUCAUAUUGGAAGUUAUCCCUCAGAAAGAGUAUGAAAAAGUAUGAAUCAGAGAACACAAAACUCGAUGUUUUGGCUUGGAGUAAGUAUCAGCCAUGUUUUCUGAACCGCCAGUUGAUUACGCUGCUGUCUACUCUCGGAGUUCCAGAUCGUGCUUUUGAGAUAAAACAAAGAGAAGUAAUAGAUCAACUCAAUGCCCUCCUGACAGAACCCUUAAAGGCUCAGGAGGCUUUGGAGUUAAUGUCUCCAGGAGAAAAUACCAACAUCCUCAAGGAAAUGCUCCUGUGUGAUUAUAAGCCCGAUGAAGAACCAUUCCUUUCCAUGAUGUUGCAAACAUUUCGUGCGUCAAAGUUAUUGGAGUUGCGGACUAAAGCCAGGAUCCUUCAAAAUGGAAGGUCCAUGAUGGGAUGUCUAGACGAAACUGGAACAUUGAAUUAUGGCCAAGUGUUUGUGCAGUUUUCUGGCUCUAGAUCCAAUAGGCGUUUUAUUGUUAACAGUAAGGUAGUAGUUGCAAAAAACCCCUGUUUGCACCCUGGGGACGUGCGUGUCUUAAGGGCUAUCGACGUUCCAGAUUUGCACCAUAUGGUGGAUUGUGUUGUUUUUCCUCAGAAAGGAAGCAGACCUCAUCCGAAUGAAUGCUCCGGAAGUGAUCUGGAUGGUGAUAUCUACUUUGUCUGUUGGGACCCUGAUUUGAUUCCAUCUAAGCAAAUCGAGCCGAUGGAUUACUCACAAGCUCCGAGUGCUACAUUGGAUCAUGAAGUAACCAUUGAGGAAAUCGAAGAAUAUUUCACAAACUACAUAGUCAAUGACAGUUUAGGAAUCAUUUCGAAUGCUCAUACUGUUUUCGCCGAUAGAGAACUUGGCAAAGCAAUGAGCCGCCCGUGUCUGGAUCUUGCAAAGCUGUUCUCGAUCGCAGUUGACUUUCCGAAAACAGGGGUACCAGCUGAAAUACCACAAGAAUUGAGGGUCAAAGAAUAUCCGGAUUUCAUGGAGAAGCCUGACAAACCAAGUUAUCAAUCACACAGUGUUAUCGGAAAACUUUUCCGAGAGGUGAGAAGCCUUGCACCUAAUGAAUGCUCGAUCAAUUCCUUAACUCGGGAGAAAAUGGAGAGGUUUUAUGAUCCCCACAUGGAAGUUGAUGGCUUCGAGGAUUACAUUGAUGAUGCUUUCUUCCACAAAAGUAAUUAUGAUUACAAACUGGGGAAUUUGAUGGACUAUUACGGGAUCAAAACAGAGGCCGAAAUACUCGGUGGAGGUAUCAUGAAAAUGUCGAGGUCUUUCACGAAGAAAAGAGAUGCGGAAGCCAUCGGUAUGGCCGUGAGGUCAUUGAGGAAGGAAGCCAGGUCAUGGUUUAACGAAAAGCGAAGCAGAUCGGAUGAUGAAAACGAUGCAUAUGCAAAGGCCUCAGCUUGGUACUAUGUCACGUAUCAUCCAAGUUAUUGGGGUCAGUAUAACGAGGGAAUGAAUAGGGAUCAUUUUCUGAGCUUUGCUUGGUGUGUUUAUGAUAAGCUGAUCCAAACCAAGCGAGAGAAUGCGGCUAUUCGGAGAGCUUUCGAGUCGUCAUCACUGGAACACCGGUUCCGACGCCAAUUGCAUUUGCAAUGAGGUAUUUCGGCGAAUGUUUCCUGUUUUCUUAAGUAUGUGAAUCUGGGUAGAUUAUGUUCCCUAAUGAAACUGCAUUUUACGUUUUGUAAAUAUCCAGUAGUACUGAUUGAGAAAGAACAUUGAGUAAUAUGUUACCUUAUGAAUCUACAUGUUCCCUGUUA